This is a messenger RNA of Rubroshorea leprosula, 1883 nucleotides long. Lineage: Eukaryota; Viridiplantae; Streptophyta; Magnoliopsida; Malvales; Dipterocarpaceae. The record is from the annotation of a GenBank genome assembly.
UCAGACUCCGAAGACCGGCGGUGGCGAAAAUCCCUAGCAACAGUCGAAAACUAAGAGAGAAAGGAAGUGAAAGACUAUAUGGCUCUGUGGCGGAGUCGAGCUGCUGUAUGGAGGCUCCUCCGCCCAUUCAUCUGCCCCUCCCCCAUUGCUAACACUGCGCAUCGCAGCUUCUCCUCUGCCGUUGCUGCUGACAUGAAUAAUCAGUCGUUAAUUGAGAACAUGAAAAGGGAGUUGCUUCAUCUUGACAUCAAUUCACAAAUUGGAAGUUGCAUGCCGCUUGGUGCCAUGCGAAUUGGAACUAUCAUCCACAACAUUGAGAUGAACCCCGGACAAGGUGGGAAGCUGGUUCGAGCUGCAGGGACUUCUGCUAAGAUCCUGAAAGAGCCCAGCGCAGCCUACUGUAUAAUAAGACUGCCCUCCGGUGCUGAAAAGAGGGUUGACUCCAAAUGCAGGGCCACCGUUGGUGUGGUAUCAAAUCCUAGCCAUGGCACUCGGAAACUCAGGAAGGCUGGACAGAGUCGGUGGUUGGGUCGCAGGCCGGUUGUUCGGGGAGUGGCAAUGAAUCCCAUUGAUCAUCCUCAUGGUGGAGGUGAGGCUUGGUCGCACACCCCUCAAUCAAAAAGAAGCCCAAUCGCUCUGCGCCCAACAAAAAAGCAUGAAAAUUUCGACUUCUUUCCUCGACCCAUCUCCUUCCAGAAAAUCCCCACAAAGAAUGCACCUCAACUACAAUCAUCACCAUCUCCUCCUUCGAGCACCACAAACCUGCAACCCAUUGAAGACCUUCCUCCGAAGCUCCAGGAAAUCAUCAGGCUUUUCCAGUCCGUGCAGGAACCUAAGGCCAAGUACGAGCAGCUAAUGUCUAUGUCCUAUCUCGAUGAACAUAAGAACGUUUUGCAUGAGGCGGAUUCUGAUUCUGUUCUCACCAAGGGGCUUGCUGCUUUGCUUGUCAAUGGCUUGUCUGGGAGGCCUGUGGAAGAGAUUUUGAGGGUCUCUCCUGAUUUUGCUGUGCUUCUUGGCCUGCAACAGAGCUUGACACCCUCGAGGAAUAAUGGAUUCUUGAAUAUGCUGAAACUGAUGCAAAGAAAAGCGCUUGAGUUGCUAGUGGAGGCUGAGAAGGAUGUUGGGUCUUCAAAUUCAGGGUCAAACUGUCUUGAGAAUCGGAGUACUGGUGGAAGUUCGAUUUGGAGCUUCAGUGCUGAUAGCGACGGUGAGGAUUUGACUUCUGAAAAGCAUGCUGGGAAUGCUGGUGUGAAGGCCAGUAAUGAGGGGGAGACACAUUUUAACGUGAGAAUUGUUUCAAAGCAAUUUGAAGGGAAGAGUCUGAUAAAGAGGAAUAGGACCAAAUUGGGAAUUUUACCGUUAAUAUAUGGUCUGUUGCAUGAUGAGUUGCAUAGUGGAUUGCAUGCUUUAUCUAUUAUGGCGAACACGCCUUCAGAAGCUGAUGCCGGAUGAAGGAAGUAAUGAAAUAGUCUGUUCAUACUUCGUUAGUCUUUCUUUCUCAAAAUUUUGUGCUUUAUAUUAAUGUGAGAAAUGAAGUUAUAGGUUUUGAAACAUGUUACAAUGUGGACAUUGUAUCUUUGAAAUUUUGGAUAAUGUAUCAGUGAGCUACUGGUACCUUAAAAAUUUUAGAAAAUUUCUGCUUAUCUUUUGUUUCUAGAGAAGCUCAACUUUCCUCUUGGAAUGUCUGAUGCUGUUCACGGGGCUCAAGGUUUUGCUGCUUUUCCCCUUUCUCAACCUAAAAUUGUAUUGUAAGCAUAAUUGCUGGUAUCUAAGGGUUUAAUUCUUUAAAUAUGGAGUAUUUUAAAAUUAUUGUAUAGGUGCAUAACUGGCGCUGCUUUUGAGCUAUCUUCUUGAUGGUGUCUUACUAAAGUAUUUCCUGUAAA